AGCACUAUCGGCACAUGUGGUUUAUUGGGGGAAAAAACAAACAUGGCGGCUGGCGGAGUAUUAAGAGUCGCCCGGCUGACUGCGAAUAUCUGCAGGAGACACCGUUUUUUCGCUGGUAGAAGUGCACAGAGACGAGGGGUAGCUUCAUGUAUCGAUCCAUCUCACGGUCUCACAGAUGAACAGAAGGAGUUCCAGAAAGUGGCCUUUGACUUUGCAGCCAAUGAAAUGGCUCCGCAUAUGGCGGAGUGGGACCAGAAGGAAACGUUCCCAGUGGAGACCAUGCGCAAGGCGGCCCAGCUGGGCUUCGGGGGCAUCUAUGUUCAGCCAGACGUCGGGGGUUCUGGUCUGUCUCGCCUGGACACAUCUGUCAUCUUCGAGGCUUUGUCCACCGGAUGCGUCAGCACCACUGCCUACAUCAGUAUUCAUAACAUGUGCGCCUGGAUGAUUGACAGCUUUGGCGACGAGGAGCAGAGGCAAACAUUUUGUCCUCAACUGUGUUCCAUGGAGAAGUUUGCCUCCUAUUGCCUGACAGAACCCGGCAGCGGGAGUGAUGCCGCGUCGCUCCUGACGAGUGCACAGCGCCAAGGUGACCAUUACAUCUUGAAUGGCUCCAAGGCCUUCAUCAGCGGAGGUGGCGAGUCUGACAUUUACGUUGUCAUGUGUCGCACAGGAGCCAAAGGUCCGAAAGGCAUCUCGUGUCUGUUAGUGGAAAAGGGAACACCGGGUCUCAGUUUUGGCAAAAAAGAACAAAAGGUGGGCUGGAACUCGCAGCCCACCAGGGCAGUCAUAUUUGAGGACUGCGCCGUUCCUGCGAGCAACCUGCUGGGAGUUGAAGGUCAAGGCUUCACAAUUGCCAUGAAAGGACUGAACGGAGGCAGAAUUAAUAUUGCUUCAUGUUCUCUGGGCGCGGCCCAUGCCUCCAUCCAGCUGGCGAGGGACCACCUGUUGGUACGGAAGCAGUUUGGGGAGAGUCUCUCCAACAACCAGUUCCUUCAGUUCAAAUUGGCAGAGAUGGCCACCGAUUUGGUGGCGUCUCGACUUUUGGUACGCCAGGCUGCCGUGGCGCUUCAGGAGGAGCGAGCGGAUGCCGUGCAGCUGUGCUCUAUGGCCAAGCUCUUUGCCACCGACCACUGCUUCAACAUCUGCAACCAAGCUCUCCAGAUGCACGGCGGCUACGGUUACCUGAAGGACUACGCCGUGCAGCAGUUUGUGCGUGACAUCCGCGUGCAUCAGAUCUUAGAAGGAACCAAUGAGGUGAUGAGGAUGAUCAUCUCACGAAGUCUUCUGACAGAGACCUGAUAAGAGUCCUUGGAACACAAAUUGCCAUGCUAGUACUUUGGAAAGGCCCAGGAGCUUUUGAGGGUGGGGUCGAACCGGAACCAUCGAUUUGCAAAAAGAUGAUAUUCUCUGAUGAAUCUAUCGAUCUAAUGGAACAAGUGUUGUCACUUUGCAGUGGAUUUCUGUUACUGUCGUAUUUUGGCAUCCCGGGGAUUAGGGUGCCUAAUGUGUUUGUAUCACAUUACUGUUACCUCAUUUGUCUUCAAAUGGCCUUGUCCAGUCUUUUUAAUUGUUUCUUUUCUGUUCAUGAAUUGCAAUACAAUUUGUACAUUCUGUAGGUAAAGAGAUAUACGGUAUUUGAUAGAAACACUCCAAAUAAAAAGUCAAAUCAAAAUCAAAUCAAAUAA
Molecule: messenger RNA, 1685 nt
Organism: Hippocampus zosterae (dwarf seahorse)
Lineage: Eukaryota; Metazoa; Chordata; Actinopteri; Syngnathiformes; Syngnathidae
Gene: acad8
Product: acyl-CoA dehydrogenase family, member 8
Exons: 11
Coding region: 43-1299 (418 amino acids)
Biological process (GO): lipid metabolic process
Molecular function (GO): acyl-CoA dehydrogenase activity; flavin adenine dinucleotide binding
Source: RefSeq, a predicted model, not a curated record